Molecule: messenger RNA, 517 nt
Organism: Triticum dicoccoides
Lineage: Eukaryota; Viridiplantae; Streptophyta; Magnoliopsida; Poales; Poaceae
Exons: 1
Coding region: 139-267 (42 amino acids)
Source: RefSeq, a predicted model, not a curated record
CCACCACCAUCCGCACGACAUUUUCGCCACCCAACCCGGCAAAUCGCCAAUCACCAUCGUCUUCUUUGUCUCCUCCAGCGAGCCACACGAAUCCUCUCCGACCAAGAAGAGAAGAGAAGAGAAGGGAAGAGAAGAGAGAUGGGAGGGUUCCAGCGGCAGGUGAAGGAGCGGACCAUGGAGGUGAAGGUGGCGGUGCUCAAGGGCGUCAGGGUCGUCGGCGACUUCGGCAAGAAGACGUGGAACAAGGUCAAGGCCAUCAAGCGCUGAUCGAUCCAUCCACCGCAUCACCCCGGCCGUCUGCUUCCCUUCGCUCCAGUCCAAUAGUUGCUUCAUGUAGUACUGCCUGAUAGGAUAGCCGUCUGGCCUCGCUCUCUUUUUCUCGGUUGUGGUUGUGAUUUGGUUUGUUGGAUCUGUUUUGAGGCAACUUUUGAUGCAUGUGAAAAUUCGCCUGUCAGCAUAGGCUUAUAUUUAGCCUUCUUAUAUUCCCUUGUUUAUUAUUAUUAUUUCUCCUUCUUGU